CGUCCUACAAGCAACAGCCAUGCGUCGUACUCGCCUGGUGAUCUUGCCUGGGGCGCGCUGCCUCACUAGGCUGUUCUGCCUGCUGCUCUACCUCGCCUGUCCCAACAUCUGUGCUGAAGGUCUGGAGCAGCCCGAAUGUCGCCUGGCGGACUACAACAUGCCUGUGCUUGAAAACAUCGUGCUAGAAACGGAUGACCCUGGAGAGAGCUACAAGGGGAAGCCGGACGGAUAUCAUAGGGACCAAGAACAUGAGAAUGGAACAUGGAAAGGCUAUGCUAUGUACAAAGAUACGUGUUUGAAACCCUCUGUAUUACAAAAGAUGGAACCUGAUGCGCUUUUAUUAUUAUUUUCAUUGGAUUCGCCAAUUUCAUAUACAAACUCAUAUAACUACCAAAAUGCUAAACUUAAUUCGUUAAAAAUAAGAAUGAACAGAAUGCUUCUGACAAAACACUCUGAACUGCACACUUCGGACGGCCCAACUGGACAACGAAACACUAUUUUAUCUUAUAAACGUCAAGAUCAACGGAUAGCUACUGAAAGACGUGAUGCUCGAUCUCUUAAUUCAGAACAACGAGAAAUAAGGAUCUCUGCUGAACGACGUGAAGCUCGCUCUGUUGAUCGACUUGAAUCUCGCUCUGCUGAUCGACGUGAAGCUCGCCCUGCUGAACGACGUGAAUUACGAAUCCUGUCUUCUGACCGAAGAAAUGCAAGGAUCUCUGCUGAACAACGUGAAGCUCGCUCUGUCGAACGACGUGAAGCUCGCUCUGAUGAUCGACGUGAAGUUCGCUCUGCUGAUCGACAUGUUGCUCGCUCUGCUGAACAACGUGAAUCACGAUCUCUGUCCUCAGACCGGAGGGAUGCAAGAACCUCUGCUGAACGACGUGAAUCACAAAUUCCAUCCUCUGGCCAAAGGUAUGGAAGGAUAUUUACUGAAAGACGUGAAGCUCACUCUGCUAAACGACGAGAAGCUCGCUCUGCUGAACGACGUGAAUUACGAAUCAUAUCUUCUGACCGAAGAAAUGCAAGGAUCUCUGCUGAACGACGUGAAGCUCGCUCUGCUGAACAACGUGAAUCACGAAUCCUGUCUUCUGACCGAAGAGAUGCAAGGAUAUCUGCUGAACAACGUGAAGCUUGCACUGCCGAACGACGUGAAGCUCGGUCUGUUGAUCGACGUGAAGCUCGCUCACUUGAUCGACUUGAAGCUCGCUCUGCUGAUCGACGUGAAGCUCGCUCUGCUGAUCGACUUGAAGCUCGAUCUGCUGAUCGACGUGAAGCUCGCUCUGCUGAACGACUUGAAGCUCGCUCUGCUGACCGACGUGAAUCACGAUCACUGUCCUCAGACCGAAGAAAUGCGAGAAUCUCUGCUGACCGACGUGAAUCACGAUCUCUGUCCUCAGACCGAAGAGAUGCGAGAAUCUCUGCUGACCGACGUGAAUCACGAUCUCUGUCCUCAGACCGAAGAGAUGCGAGAAUCUCUGCUGACCGACGUGAAUCACGAUCUCUGUCCUCAGACCGAAGAGAUGCGAGAAUCUCUGCUGACCGACGUGAAUCACGAUCUCUGUCCUCAGACCGGAGAGAUGCAAGAAUCUCUUCUGACCGACGUGAAUCACGAUCUCUGUCCUCAGACGGAAGAGAUGCAAGAAUCUCUUCUGACCGACGUGAAUCACGAUCUCUGUCCUCAGACCGAAGAGAUGCGAGAAUCUCUGCUGAACGACGUGAAGCACGAUCUCUGUCCUCAGACCGAAGAAAUGCAAGGAUUUUAGCUGAUCGAGGUGAAGAUCACGUUGCCGAACGACGUGACACCCGCUCUGCCGAACCACGUGAAUCUCAAUCUCUGUCCUCAGAUCAAAGAGAUGCGAGGAUGCCUGCCGAUCGACGCGAAACUCGCUCUAAUGAACGACGUGAAUCACGAUCUCUAUCCUUAGAACAAAGAGAUGCAAGGAUCUCUGCCGAACGACGUGAAGCACGAUCUCUGUCUUCAGACAAAAGAAAAACGAGGAUCUCAGCUGAACAACGUGAAGCUCGUACCACAGAACAGCGCAAAACUCGAUCUCUUAGAUCAGAUCGACGGGACACCAGGAUCUCUGCUGAACGUCGAGAAACUCGAUAUCUUGGCUCAGAACGACGAGACACAAGAAUUUCUGAUGAACGUAGAGAAAGUCGAUCUCUUACCCCAGAACGACGAGAAGCACGAAUCUCUACUGAACGUGGAGAAGCUCGAUCUCUUACCUCAGAACGACGAGACGCAAGGAUCUCUGCCGAAAGUCGAGAAGCUCGAUCUCUUACUUCAGAACGACAAGGCGCAAGAAUCUCAGCUGAACAUCGAGAGGCUCGAUUUCUUACUUCAGAAAGACGAGACGCAAGAAUCUCUGCCGAACGUAGAGAAGCUCGAUCUCUUACCCUAGAACGACGUGACGCAAGAAUCUCUGCUGAACGUAGAGAAGCUCGAUCUCUUACCUCAGAACGACGAGACGCAAGGAUCUCUGCUGAACGUCGAGAAGCUCGAUCUCUUACCUCAGAACGACGAGACGCAAGGAUCUCUGCUGAACGUCAUGAAGAUCGAUCUCUUACCUCAGAACAACAAAACGCAAGAAUCUCUGCCGAACGUCGAGAAUCUCGAUCUCUUACCUCAGAACGACGAGGCGCAAGAAUCUCUGCCGAACGAAGAGAAUCUCGAUCUCUUACCUCAGAACGACGAGAUGCAAGGAUCUCUGCUGAACGUCGAGAAGCUCGAUCUCUUACCUCAGAACUACGAGACGCAAGGAUCUCUGCUGAACGUCGAGAAGCUCGAUCUCUUACCUCAGAACGACGAGACGCAAGAAUCUCUGCUGAACGUAGAGAAGCUCGAUCUCUUACCUCAGAACGACGAGACGCAAGAAUCUCUGCUGAACGUCGAGAAGCUCGAUCUCUUACCUCAGAACUACGAGACGCAAGGAUCUCUGCUGAACGUAGAGAAGCUCGAUCUCUUACCUCAGAACGACGAGAAGCAAGGAUCUCUGCUGAACGUAGAGAAGCUCGAUCUCUUACCUCAGAACGACGAGACGCAAGGAUCUCCGCUGAACGUAGAGAAGCUCGAUCUCUUACCUCAGAACGACGAGACGCAAGGAUCUCCGCUGAACGUAGAGAAGCUCGAUCUCUUACCUCAGAACGACGAGACGCAAGGAUCUCUGCUGAACGUAGAGAAGCUCGAUCUCUUACCUCAGAACGACGAGACGCAAGGAUCUCUGCUGAACGUAGAGAAGCUCGAUCUCUUACCUCAGAACGACGAGACGCAAGGAUCUCUGCUGAACGUAGAGAAGCUCGAUCUCUUACCUCAGAACGACGAGACGCAAGGAUCUCUGCUGAACGUAGAGAAGCUCGAUCUCUUACCUCAGAACGACGAGACGCAAGGAUCUCUGCUGAACGUAGAGAAGCUCGAUCUCUCACCUCAGAACGACGAGAAGCAAGGAUCUCUGCUGAACGUAGAGAAGCUCGAUCUCUUACCUCAGAACGACGAGACGCAAGGAUCUCUGCUGAACGUAGAGAAGCUCGAUCUCUCACCUCAGAACGACGAGAAGCAAGGAUCUCUGCUGAACGUAGAGAAGCUCGAUCUCUUACCUCAGAACGACGAGACGCAAGGAUCUCUGCUGAACGUAGAGAAGCUCGAUCUCUUACCUCAGAACGACGAGACGCAAGGAUCUCUGCUGAACGUAGAGAAGCUCGAUCUCUUAUCUCAGAACGACGAGACGCAAAGAUCUCUGCUGAACGUAGAGAAGCUCGAUCUCUUACCUCAGAACAACGAGACGCAAGGAUCUCUGCUGAACGUAGAGAAGCUCGAUCUCUUACCUCAGAACGACGAGAAGCAAGGAUCUCUGCUGAACGUAGAGAAGCUCGAUCUCUUACCUCAGAACAACGAGACGCAAGGAUCUCUGCUGAACGUAGAGAAGCUCGAUCUCUUACCUCAGAACGACGAGACGCAAGGAUCUCUGCUGAACGUAGAGAAGCUCGAUCUCUUACCUCAGAACGACGAGAAGCAAGGAUCUCUGCUGAACGUAGAGAAGCUCGAUCUCUUACCUCAGAACGACGAGACGCAAGGAUCUCUGCUGAACGUCGAGAAGCUCGAUCUCUUACCUCAGAACGACGAGACGCAAGGAUCUCUGCUGAACGUAGAGAAGCUCGAUCUCUUACCUCAGAACGACGAGACGCAAGGAUCUCUGCUGAACGUAGAGAAGCUCGAUCUCUUACCUCAGAACGACGAGACGCAAGGAUCUCUGCUGAACGUAGAGAAGCUCGAUCUCUUACCUCAGAACGACGAGACGCAAGGAUCUCUGCUGAACGUCGAGAAGCUCGAUCUCUUACCUCAGAACGACGAGACGCAAGAAUCUCUUUUGAACAUCGUGAACGAAAAGAUCUUUUAUUACCUUCUGCUGAACAACGAGACACUAAACACCUUUAUGCCAUGAGAGACGAUGCUAAGAUUCAUGAUAGUGAGGUUGAUGUUGGUUUACCUGUAAAUGACCAACUACCAAGUGACUUUAAAAUAUCUUCAACAGCAUCUGUCUUCUUCACAUCCGAAAAGGACUCUUUUAAGAUCAUGUCAGAUCCAAAUACCCAUGAAACCUUUCAUAAUUGGUUUUUGAGUGUAAUUUUUACUGGAUUGAAUGUUAUUAUUGUUGCAGCACUGCUUCUUCCAAACAAUGCAGAAGGAAUUAAAAAACAUAAGAAUGCAUUCUUUGGAUUUGAAAAACAAAACUGGAUGACAAGACUGGCUGGCUGUGUGUAAAUCAAAUAAGCUCUUCCUCUUCUACGAUUACAUCUGUCUACAUACUUAUUCAUGUCGUAUCAUGUAGUUUAGAUAUCGUGACGUCAUUAGACAAAGUAGUGCUGCAGCAACACCUUUGAAAAUGCUUUGUUUAUUUUCCUCAUGUUUUUGAAUUAUUGAUUCCUUUACAAAUCUUGAACUGCUUAGACUUAACAAUACCUGUAGUAGUUAAAAGACUUAAUCCAAACUGUAACAAAAUUCUUCCCAUUCUUAACCGGAGAGAGAAUUGAUAAUGUGAUAUUAGUGUAGACUGAGAUGAUAUUUUUCAACAUUAGUGGAUAAAAUGACUAUCAAAGUGGUUACUGUUUCGUAUUCUGAGCAAUGUUACACGUGUUAUAGAUUGAUAUUUUUGUAAAUAGACCAAAAUAACAUACUUUGUGAUUGGAUAUUCAGAGAUUUAUUAUCGUUGUGUCUAAUGUUUUGAGAAUAAAAUCUUAUAUUUCUCGUUAGAGGCAAUGUUACCGUAGCUAAGGCUGUUUGAUUUAUUAUUGAUUCUUAGCCUAUAUAGACUUUAGCAUGUGACUCAACCGUAGUGUAGAACUAUAUAACUAUGUGUUUCUAAUAAAUGUUAGCAAAG
Molecule: messenger RNA, 5378 nt
Organism: Macrosteles quadrilineatus (aster leafhopper)
Lineage: Eukaryota; Metazoa; Arthropoda; Insecta; Hemiptera; Cicadellidae
Product: trichohyalin-like
Exons: 5
Coding region: 20-4762 (1580 amino acids)
Source: RefSeq, a predicted model, not a curated record